This is a messenger RNA of Dujonia railenensis, 1566 nucleotides long. Lineage: Eukaryota; Fungi; Ascomycota; Pichiomycetes; Serinales; Debaryomycetaceae. The record is from the annotation of a GenBank genome assembly.
AUGAACGUGGGAUCCAUCUUGAACAACGACUCUCCACCGAGCGACAAUGAGACAGCAUCGGUUGCACCCAAAAGACCAGACUUUAACCAGCAAAGACACUCGCUAGUCAACUUAUUGAACGACCCUGGUCCAGAGCGGUCUCCAACUCAGUACAGCAGUACUUCUCCACAAGUGACACCUUCGAAGGAACAUGAGGAGUAUAAAGUUCCCAAGCCUGUGACCAGCUCGCCAUACCGAUCACCGAUGAUGAAGAGGAACUCAAUUGCUAACAUCACUAACGACAGAGACGUAGAUAUUAACACUGGCGAGACUACGUUGAACAUAAGUAGGAAGUCGAGCAUGAGCGAGAGCGAUAUCAAAGAGAUAAGAGAAGAAAAGACUGAAGAAGUGAAGGAAGAGAAGCCUGAAGUUUCCGUGAAAGUAAGCAAAGAAGCCCCAAAGGAAGAGGUGAGGGCUCCUCUGGAAAACAAGAAACCAAUACCCACCGCUGGGAAGCCCAGAAGAUAUGAAAGACCUCCAAUAUGGGCACAGGAAUGUGGACCGGGUGCGUUCCAAAGCAACGGAGGAGCUGCAGUCCACCACAGGGAGAGCAGCAGUGACCAAAUCAAUGGAGACAAUCGCACCACAGGCCAUUUAUCGUCGAAGCCAGUGUAUGACCCAUCUCACACGGAGUCCGUAGAUUUAGAGUGCUCUAUAACAGGUAUAAUCCCUCCACCUUCAGUGACCAGAACUAUUGCUGAGUGGAUCUACGCCAACUUCACAGAGAUUCCCGACGACAAGCGUAAGCAUGUAGAAUUGGAGCUUAAGUUUGGAACCAUCAUAGACAAGAGAGCUGGCCACAGAAUAGACAUCAAUGUGCUGACCGAAUGUAUAUUCACAGACACAUCAAGCACGUACUUCGAUAUAGGAGUGCAUGAAGUUGGCUGGACAGAUAUGUGCAAAUUUCUUGACGACUUGGAAAGGACUUAUCAAGAAGAUCAACGUAAGAGCCAACCUCAGUUGAAAGUACCCAAGAGAAAGUUCAAUAAUUUAGAAAGUGAUAUCACCGAUACAUUCUAUCAAAUAGUUGCUAGAAAUGAACAGCCAAAGACGAUCAGAAUAUCGAAAGAAAACCAAUUGAACCCUCCAAGGUACACAGCGAUUAAUAAGCAGAGGAUCUCCGACUUAUUUAUUCACAAUCCUUCAUCCAUGUAUGAUUUAAGACUCUCGUUGAGUUUCGAAAACCCGAUUCCAGAGGCAGAUAUAGAGAGUAUAUUAAAGAAACAGACGCCAACCUUGACCAGAGUUAAGAAGAGAACGUCGUGGUCUCAUAGACCUACGGUUACAAGAUUUGACAUGACCCGAGUACUUCAGCCGAGAGAACUGAAAAAUAAAAUGGGUAAGAAGAUCAUUGAGCAGGACCAAAGUUUUGAAGUAGAGUUAGAAAUUGAUGUGCCAGAGUUGUUUACUGGAUUUGAUUUAUUUAAAAGUGGUCUGAAUCUGAUUAGAUUUGAAGAAUUGGUGGAGAUUUUUGUCAACAAUGCACGCUGCAUGAACAAUAGGGUGACCAAAUUGGCCAACAAAUAG